CAUAGAAGCUAAAGCUAGCUUCACCACGUGUAGUUCUGACCCUGGGAACAGCCAGUAAUCCAGAACCAGCCAACCUAAAGGGUCUGCAAGGUUCGCACUGGGUCAGGAUGUCUACCUUAGUAGUAUCUUAGUAGGAGAUGCAGAGAGGACAUUUCUGGGUGUUGUAGGAGUUUCCGGGGAAGGUGUGCAGCAGCUGCCGAGAGCGGCUUUCAGUCCCUCUCAGAAACCUGUGGAAUAACUCGUUUAAUUGAGAAGACACGGCUUUCUUUAAAGUAAGCAGACGUUUUGAUCCACCCUCCACUCCAGUUGGCGACGGUAACGCGCCAAAUCGUUGUUUGCCAACCGCCAAUACAACUAACGAAGAAGAAUGAACACGGCUUCCGUCUUACGUCAUCACAACCCACGUGAAUAAUCAAAACAUCAUGGCGGCUGGUUACAAAACUGCUGAGCCCCUGGAAUACCACAGGAGUUUUCUGAAAGAAAACUGUCGGCCCGAUGGAAGGGACCUGUUGGAAUUUAGAACCACAACGCUGAAUAUAGGGUCUAUAUCCACAGCAGAUGGCUCAGCCUUAGUGAAAGUCGGAAACACCACUGUCAUCUGUGGGAUCAAAGCGGAGCUGGCAAACCCUGCUGUUGAUACACCAAACAAGGGUUACAUUGUACCCAAUGUGGACCUGCCACCUCUGUGUUCCUCUCAGUUCCGCCAGGGGCCUCCGGGAGAACAGGCACAGGCUGCCAGCCAGUUCAUCGCUGAUGUCAUAGAGAGCUCUGAAGUGAUACUGGCAGAAGACCUGUGUAUUGUGAGAGAAAAGCUCUGCUGGGUGCUGUACUGUGAUCUCAUGUGUCUCGACUACGAUGGGAAUGUGAUGGAUGCUUGCAUCAUUGCCUUGCUGGCUGCAAUGAAAACCACAAAACUUCCAGAGGUCACAAUCAAUGCGGAGACAGACGCACCAGAGGUAAACCUGGCUAAGAAAAGCGGGCUGCAAAUUCACAAACAUCCAGUGGGCAUCUCUUUUUCUGUGUUUGACAACUCAUCGCUGACAGUGGAUCCGACUGCGGAGGAGGAAAAUUUUUCGACCGCUCAUCUCACUGUGGUCGUAGAUGAGGAGGGACGUCUUUGCUCUGUCUACAAACCAGGUGGGACAUCACUAUCGGAGGAGAAGCUACAGGAAUGUAUCAGCAGAGCCACGGCACGGCAGAGAGAGAUCCAGAAGCUCAUCGACAAAGUCAUACAGAGCAUCAAGGAAGCACAAUAAGGACCACAAACAACACUUUUAUCUAAAAGUUUUAUUUUUCACUGUCAAUAUAUAUUCUUUUUUUAAUAACAAUAAAACUGCUGACAAAGACCCUUUAAAAAA
Lampris incognitus (smalleye Pacific opah) is the source of this 1358-nucleotide messenger RNA. It is a transcript of the gene exosc8, whose product is annotated as exosome component 8. The transcript is spliced from 11 exons. The coding region runs from base 423 to 1256 and encodes 277 amino acids. Lineage: Eukaryota; Metazoa; Chordata; Actinopteri; Lampriformes; Lampridae. Gene Ontology annotation, cellular component: nuclear exosome (RNase complex); cytoplasmic exosome (RNase complex). The record is from RefSeq and is a predicted model, not a curated record. Gene Ontology annotation, biological process: U4 snRNA 3'-end processing; TRAMP-dependent tRNA surveillance pathway; exonucleolytic trimming to generate mature 3'-end of 5.8S rRNA from tricistronic rRNA transcript (SSU-rRNA, 5.8S rRNA, LSU-rRNA).